Messenger RNA from Scomber japonicus (chub mackerel), 2379 nucleotides. Its product is annotated as protocadherin alpha-7-like. Gene Ontology annotation, cellular component: plasma membrane. The record is from RefSeq and is a predicted model, not a curated record. Lineage: Eukaryota; Metazoa; Chordata; Actinopteri; Scombriformes; Scombridae. The transcript has a single exon. Bases 1 to 2379 code for a protein of 792 amino acids. Gene Ontology annotation, molecular function: calcium ion binding. Gene Ontology annotation, biological process: homophilic cell-cell adhesion.
AUGGAACAAAGACGACGCCAGUCAUGGAGAGAGCGGACAAAGUGGAUUGCCUAUAUGAUGGUUUUUGUUACGUUUUGGAGCGAAGCUUCAGGACAAUUCAGAUAUUCCAUCUCCGAGGAAGUAAAAGAAGGAACUGCUGUUGGAAAUAUUGCGAAGGAUUUAGGUCUUGAUAAGACCACAUUGAAACAGAGGGGCUACCGUAUUGUCUAUGGAUCGACAGAGCCUCCUUUUCAAGUAAAUCAGGAGAAUGGCAUCUUGUAUGUGAACCGAAAAAUUGACAGAGAGGAAGUGUGCGACCGAAACAAGGUUUGUCUAAUAGAUUUAAAAACCGUGUUAGAAAACCCACUAGAGAUACACUAUGUAGCAGUGGAGAUUUUGGAUGUAAAUGAUCAUGCACCAAGCUUCCCCGAAAAGGAAAAACUGUUAGAGAUUUACGAAUCUGCGCUGCCAGGAGCAAGAUUUCAAUUACAAGCUGCACGUGAUGCUGAUAGUGGUCCAUUAUCCGUUCAGCAGUAUACGUUGAGUCAUAAUGAACAUUUUCGUUUGGAGGUCAAAGAUCGCGGUGAGGACCGUAAAACUCCCAGUUUAAUUCUACAAAAGGCACUUGAUAGAGAAUCCAUUAAGACCCAUGUGCUACUUCUGACAGCUACUGAUGGAGGUAAGCCUCCUAAGUCUGGUAACAUGACAAUAAUUGUAGAUGUUUCAGACGUUAAUGAUAACGCCCCAGUUUUCACUCAUGAUUCCUAUACUGUACAGUUAAAAGAGAACUCUCCUCUUGGUACGACUGUUAUCCAAGUUAUUGCAACAGAUUUGGAUGAAGGCUCAAAUGGCGAAGUUGUGUAUACAUUUGGCAAUGACGUGGAUGCUCGGGCACGCGCACGUUUUGAUUUAAAUGCAGAAACUGGAGAAAUUACUGUGGCAGGAUUAAUAGACUUUGAAGAGGGUGGUACAUAUGAAAUUGAUAUCCAGGCUUCCGACAAAGGGGCAGCUACACUGACAACAGACAAAACCGUUAUUAUAAAUAUUGUUGAUCUAAACGAUAAUGCUCCUGAGAUUGAGGUAACGUCUUUUUCACAUACGCUCCGAGAAGAUUCAAAACCAGGAACCACAGUGGCGUUAAUUAGUGUAAAAGACUCCGAUUCUGGUCUCAAUGGAAAAGUUAUGUGUUACACAAGCCACGAACUCCCUUUUGUUCUCACUCCAUCUUUACAAAAUAACAUGUAUUCCCUGGUUACAAAAUUUAUUUUGGACCGUGAAAAGCAAUCGGACUAUAAUGUAACAAUUGUAGCUAAAGACGCAGGUGAGCCGUCAUUAUCGUCAGAUAAAACUAUAAACAUUGUAGUGUCAGAUGUAAAUGAUAACAGCCCGAAGUUUUCAGAGAGCCCCUAUACUUUCUACAUUACUGAGAAUAACAACCCCGGAGCGUCUAUUUUAUCAGUAGUAGCCAGUGAUCAUGAUCAGGGGAGUAAUGCUGUUAUUUCAUAUCUCAUAUCACGGAAUAGGGGCGGAGAACAUUCGUUUACCUCCUUUCUAAAUGUUAACAGCGAAAAUGGAGAUAUUUCAGCACUAAAAAGUUUUGACUUUGAAACUCUGAAAACGUUCCAGUUCCAAGUUGUUGCCACAGAUUCUGGAACUCCGUCACUAAGCAGCAACGUCACAGUGAACGUGUUCAUUCUGGAUCAGAACGACAACGCUCCAGUCAUCCUGUAUCCAGUCAGCUCCAACGGUUCUGCUAAAGGUGUGGAGGAGAUUCCCCGCAAUGUCAACGCAGGACACUUGGUGACUAAAGUCAGAGCCUAUGACGCUGAUAUAGGAUAUAACGGCUGGUUACUGUUUUCACUGCAGGAAGUUACUGACCACACUCUCUUUGGUUUGGACCGCUAUACAGGACAGAUCAGAACACUUCGCUCAUUCACAGAGACAGACGAGGCUGAGCAUAAACUGGUCAUACUGGUGAAAGACAAUGGCAACGUUUCACUCUCAGCAACAGCUACUGUGAUUGUCAAAGUUGUGGAGCCCAAAGAAGCUUUUGCAGCUGCUGAUGUUAAAGGUGCAGCAAAGGAUGAGGAGGGGAAUGGUGUGACUUUUUAUCUAAUGAUAACCUUGGCCUCAGUGUCUGUACUUUUUCUAAUCAGUAUCAUCGUUCUGAUUGCAAUGCAGUGCUCCAAAACGACAGACUACACUUCAAAAUAUCUACAAGACACAAAUUAUGAUGGGACACUGUGUCACAGCAUCCAGUACAGAUCCGGUGACAAGCGAUACAUGUUAGUUGGACCCAGAAUGAGUAUAGGAUCUACUAUAGUCCCAGGCAGCCAUGCAAAUACUCUGGUGCUUCCUGACAGGAGGAGAGCAUCUACAGAGGUAAGAUUAAUAUUUUAG